AUGUCGCCUGAAUCAGAUUAUCUAUACAUCAAGAUUCCUCCCUUCAACUUUUAUAAGAAUGGAAAACCAGAGCCAGAAGAUAUCGCAGUAUAUCGAGCGCGUCCGUUUGUCUCGGCAUGCAAGACCAUUCUCGGGUCUGUUGCCGAGCUCCUAGGUGAUAGCAGCAUAAGCAGAAACACCCAGUGCCACCAAGCCAUUGUCUCCGCUUUGCAAGAAACCAAAGAGUUCUUUACCUUGCAAGCUCUAUUGUACACGCUGAAAGCCUAUAAAGACGGCUCUGAGCCUCUUCCGAAGAAGUGGACAGAGCAAAGCCUGCAGGAUGCCUUACACCGAGCCCAAUCCGCCAUACGCCAUUCAGACCACGCCCGAAAGCUCAACUAUGCUAUUAUGGUUUGCUUCAAGUUGUCCCAGGAAACCCAGGUUGAAUCCGGCAAUACUUGUCUUCUGAUCGUGACUGCGACACUCUUGGCAAUGAGGGCACGGACACUCCAGCAUGAGCCAGUUGCUCAAUCUGUCUGCACUUCCAAUGGCCUUCUCAGGGUCCAAGAUGGUUGCCUUGUUCUCCGAGAGCAUAAUCCUCCUAAUGACAGCGGGCAAUGGCUUGAUAUUAUCGAGCACCUCUCUCUUCCAACAAUGCCUGGCAGCCGAUGGGGCCUAUUUCACAGAGUUUUAGACCUGCCUUUUUUUGACCAAGAAAAGCUGCGGAGCUUCUCUUUCAUAACAAGUCACUGCGCCAACUCCUUGAUGCGUUCUACAAUAGGGACCUACACUGUCGCACGUCAGCAAGCCGCUACACUGCGCGAAAGCCUCCCAGACCUUACCUAUGAAGAUGAGAAGGUAUGCACUCUCAAAAUUCCCUGUAUUUACACUGCUGACUUUGAGAAGAUCAAGAUCAAGACUGCAAAUGCUCGCGCGCGGCUACCUCUAGAUCCUCCAGUGAGCACUGUAGCCCAUGUCAUCAACUACUCUCAGAUGCAGUAUUUUGCUUCAGAUAUACUUGGGGCAUCAGGGGACUUUAAUUGGUCAUUAGGGGCGGUUGCGAGUGUGCAGACCCAUCGGGAGUGGACAUACCGUGCUCCUCAGUAG
Molecule: messenger RNA, 1086 nt
Organism: Pyricularia grisea
Lineage: Eukaryota; Fungi; Ascomycota; Sordariomycetes; Magnaporthales; Pyriculariaceae
Exons: 3
Coding region: 1-1086 (361 amino acids)
Source: RefSeq, a predicted model, not a curated record